This is a messenger RNA of Desarmillaria tabescens, 381 nucleotides long. RefSeq lists its product as uncharacterized. The coding region runs from base 1 to 381 and encodes 126 amino acids. The record is from RefSeq and is a predicted model, not a curated record. NCBI's taxonomy places the organism in Eukaryota, Fungi, Basidiomycota, Agaricomycetes, Agaricales, Physalacriaceae. The transcript has 4 exons.
AUGGCAGUUGUUUCUUCAAUAGCAGGGGCCAAGGGCAAGGGCAAAAAGCCCAAGAGAUUCUUAGAAUCACAGGAUACCCUGGACCUCGCAGUAUCCAUCGGGGAACUGCAGGAAUCCAAAUCUAAGAGCAGAUCUGACCGGCGCCAUACACAGCUUGUGCGCCCCGAAAGUACAAGGAUUGAGAAGAAGUCUUCCAAAAGUAGAAUUAAAGAGAAGAAAGCCAUCUUGGCAGCGGAGCGCUCAAAGCACAAGAGAGAGAAGGCAAAAUCUCGGAGGCAAAUAGCAUCACACACGGGCACAGGACACAAAACAAGUGACGACCAGAAAGAGCGACCAUCCACGGAUCGUUCAGCGACACGGAAACGUGUUUCAUUCGCAUAG